Molecule: messenger RNA, 4821 nt
Organism: Thalassophryne amazonica
Lineage: Eukaryota; Metazoa; Chordata; Actinopteri; Batrachoidiformes; Batrachoididae
Gene: far1
Product: fatty acyl CoA reductase 1
Exons: 12
Coding region: 1-1551 (516 amino acids)
Biological process (GO): long-chain fatty-acyl-CoA metabolic process
Cellular component (GO): peroxisome
Molecular function (GO): alcohol-forming very long-chain fatty acyl-CoA reductase (NADP+) activity
Source: RefSeq, a predicted model, not a curated record
AUGGUGAACAUUCCAGAGUACUAUGCAGGGAAAAGCGUCUUGAUCACUGGUGCAACUGGCUUCAUGGGCAAGGUGCUGUUGGAGAAACUGCUAAGGUCCUGCCCAGAAGUCGGACCUGUGUAUUUGCUGGUCAGGUCAAAGGCGGGACAGAGUCCCCAGGCUCGCGUGGCCGACGUGAUCAACUGCAAGUUGUUUGAACGACUGCAGGAUGAGCAGCUUGGCUUUGCAGAGAAGAUCAUUGCAGUGAACAGUGACCUGACACAGCCUGAGCUGGCUUUAAGUAAAGACGACCAGGACGCCUUGGCUAAAAACGUUAACAUUGUCUUCCACUGCGCUGCCACUGUACGCUUUAAUGAGCCGCUCAAAGAUGCAAUGCAGCUGAAUGUCUUGGCUACCCAGAAGAUGCUGGCGCUGGCCCACAGGAUGAAGCGGUUGGAGAUCUUUAUUCAUGUGUCCACAGCCUACGCCAACUGUAACAGGGAGCUGAUUGAAGAAAUUGUAUAUCCUCCCCCAGUGGACUAUCGCAAGCUCAUCGAUGCACUCGACUGGAUGGAUGCGGAUCUGGUGUCAACACUGACUCCUAAACUGAUUGGGGAGCGUCCAAAUACCUACACCUACACCAAAGCCUUGGCUGAGUACCUGGUGCAGCAGGAGGCCGGCGACCUCAACGUAGCCAUUGUCAGACCAUCCAUAGUUGGAGCUAGCUGGAAAGAGCCUUUCCCUGGUUGGAUAGAUAACUUCAACGGGCCGAGUGGAAUAUUCAUUGCGGCUGGUAAGGGCAUCUUGCGCACAAUGAGGGCGUCGAAUGACGCGGUGGCGGACCUGGUGCCAGUGGACAUGGUCAUCAAUGCCACGCUGGCUGCAGCUUGGUACUCCGGGUCACAGCUGAACAGACCUAAAAACAUCCUGGUGUAUAACUGCACAACUGGAGGAAUCAACCCGUUCCACUGGGGAGAAGUCGAGUACCAUGUAAUAUCCACAUUCAAGAGGAACCCCCUUGAGCAGGCCUUCCGUCGGCCCAAUGUUAAUCUUACGUCCAAUCACCUGAUCAAUCAGUACUGGAUCGCUGUGAGCCACAAGGCUCCGGCCUUCCUCUAUGAUCUGUACCUCAGGCUGAUUGGACGAGAACCCAGGAUGAUGAAAACAAUCACUCGCCUCCACAAAGCCAUGAUGGUCCUGGAGUACUUCACCAGUCACUCCUGGGUGUGGAACACCGACAACAUCGCCAUGCUGAUGGCCCAGAUGAGCCCCGAGGACAAGAAGGUGUUUAAUUUUGAUGUGCGGCAGCUGCACUGGGCAGAAUACAUGGAAAGUUACUGCAUGGGCACCAAAACGUAUGUCCUCAAUGAAGAGCUGUCAGGACUGCCGGCUGCUCGCAAACACCUCAACAAGCUAAGGAACAUCCGCUACACCUUCAACACCAUCCUGGUGGUGCUCAUCUGGCGCAUUUUCGUUGCCCGGUCGCAGAUGGCACGAAACAUUUGGUACUUUGUGGUGAAGCUUUGCUUCAAAUUUCUGUCCUACUUCAAGGCUUCUUCGACCAUCAGAUAAUGAUCCGGAGACUCGGGUGCAGAGGUACAACGGUGACAAAAUAAAGCAGCAUUUAACAGAUUUUUGUCAAGGUGCCUGAGCUCAAAAAGCCCUUAAAGUGGUACUGUGCUGUCAUCUCAUGUUUGCCCUGCUGCUCGAGUGCGAUGGUUUAGCCCACAGUGACAAACGUCACCACUUCUGGAGUCCACAAUGGCUUAAAUGACUUCUGGACAUCGUUAAACUGGAUCUCAACAUUUCAUAAAUUAAAACAGGAUUUAUUUCACGUCACAGCUCACACCCCAGACAAGCACUUGAAGCAGUAUAUUCCAGCUGGCUCUCAGGGCACCAUGCCAGAAGCCCUCGUUUUGUUCAUCCACAGUCAUUCUGACUUUGUUUUUGGAGAUGCUCCUUUCUCUCUCCGAAUCCCUCUUAUCUGUCUCCUGGUUUUGAUCCGGUCCAGGUUUUUGUUUUCUGUUUCAUAUGUUAUAAAGUAUUAUCAGGAGCACUUUCCUUUUGAUAAUCACAUCUUUUCUUCUCACAGCAGCUAUUGUGAAGCAAAGCAAAAGCUUGAUCGUGGUUCUGGCUCCUCCAACCGGUUUUUCGUCAUUGGUCGGAGGCAGAAGAACGAUAUUUCUGCAGUGGUUGUCCAGGGACAGUUGGCUUGUAGAUUGUCUAAAAUCUCUGUUUUUGUGCGAUGUUUGAAGAUUAAAGGCAUCUUCUUCAGUGUUGAGUGUUGAUGUCAAACAGGUCAGGAAGUUGAGAUGUUUUAAGGGUCUGUAUUUGAACUGUUGUGCUUUAAUGACUCAACCCUCAACAAAAGUUGUCAAAACCUUCCCUGAAUUUCCACGUUCCAAUUGUUUUGCUUUUAGUCUGGAUGUUUUGGUCUGUUCGAAGGAUCCCUGGCUACAGCUGGAAUGACUUGUCAAAGAAACGGUCUAUGAGAGACUCGGGUGAGGUGUACCGUUUACAUUGGCGUUUUGACCUGGUUGCAGUGGGGAUGGACCUGUUGCCCACCUGAGCUGUUGCCAUCCAUGACACAAGUCAGUUCGGUAAUAUGGUGGAUGUGACAGCACUGGUGCAGGUUACUAGACCUGACCUGACCUUGCUUUGAGACAGGCCAUUGAGCGGACAUUCUGCUUGACCCAGCUGGGCUGUCAUGGCGAGUUUCUUACAAAUAAGCACAAUCUAGAUUGUAUGCGGCUUCAUCCAGUGCCUACAAUGAUCUUUUUUCAACAAAGGCUUUUCAUGUUAAAUGUCUCCAGGCUCAUUUUCUGGUCAUGUGUGAAAGUAAAGUUUUCAAACUGCCCCCCCUCCAAAAAUACCUCAUGACAAAGACACUUUAGAGACUCUAGGGGUUUGAGCCAAGUGUAGUUAAAAUGAGAAAUAACAGCACUUUUUUUUUCUUUUCUUUUUUUUUUUUUUUGGAGUGGGGCAGUAUGAUUAACAGUUCAUGUGCCCAGGACUUGCUGACUUUGGCUCCUUGGCACAGUGGACACUGUACUUUAUGGCUUAUUUUUAGUGUACUACAUUUCUGGUACCACAAGGGCUCCACUAUACGUUCCACCACAAAUCAGACUUCACACCUCAAGCCGCACUAAUUCUUGUUUUUUUGCGGGGGGGGUCACCUGUUCUUUGGUUUUGGUAUAUCACCCCUUUGCUACUUGUGCUGCAAACCCACGCUAAGAUGUUAUUCCAGCUUUAUGGGGCAACGAAAUGUGUCAUUGUAACUGAGAAAUCAUCCAUCUUUCCAACUUGUCCCAACCUACUAUUGUACAAGGAGAUGCCUGAGUUCUGCUACUAACUAUACUCCUGCGGCUAGGCCCCACUAAGUUCCCCCCUAGGUUGUGAAUAUAUCUUGGUGAGAACCCUGUAGAUGAUCUAAAUUUCCCCAGUUCCAACUUCUUUUUUUUGGGGGGGGGGGGGGGUUGUGUUGCCAGCCUUAAAUAAGAUGUCACACUGAAAUCAUAACAGUUUAGAUUUAGGCUGUUAGUGACCAUCCGAUGUUCCACCGGGAAUACUUUGUUCACUUCCAUGACCGGUUUCAAAGUGUAUGGCACUCACAGCAAACGGCUACGGAGACUUCCGAAAACAAAGUACUCGUGAGUACUGGAUAAUUGUUCCCUAUCUUCUUUCUAAUGCAAUCUGCACUGUUUGUAGAAUCUGGUGGAAGAAUCGCAGACUGUAGCAACGCCUACACACAUAUGUUUUGUGAAUGUCUUGAAGUCGUUGAGAAAUGUGACUUAUUGUUUUCGAGCCAUUUUUGCGCAGAGCACAUGAUCGGCGGGGGUGGGUGGGAGGAUGAAUUGUGCUUGAACUUUUCGUCAUUUUGUUAAUAUUCUAAUGAUGUGGAAAAUAAAGCAAUCAGAUGUAUAUUUUCUAAUAACUUAUUGUACAAUUCUAUUUUGGUAGGCUUGAAAGUUGAAUUCUAAAAAUGUAUAUUUUUAUGCUCCUAAUGUUGCCUGGCUUUUAUUGACUAUCAAAGAUUGAUACAGAUAAUAUUGAGUUGUCACCCGCUGUAAAUACGCUCGUAACGUUUGACAAAUUAAGCCUAUUUAACUUUUAUUCUCUGAAUGUAAUCAGUUUUUUUUUUGUUUUGUUUUUUUGGAAAUAGGAGUUCAACAAUACUCGUUGUUUCUUUAAUCUUUUUAGUACUGUGAUGAAGUCUUUCUGUUGUACUUUUAUCUUCGUGAUGGCAGGAGUGACUUUCCGUUAGACUCGAGUUUUGUGGUUAUGUGUGACUGUUGUGCUGUGAAAGGGUGCAAGAGGUUUCAUUGUUGACCCGAGGGGAGGAGCCCAUUAAUGACAUUUGGGGUGUGGCCCCAUCGUGUCACACAUGGUGUAGAAUUCAGGGUUUUUUCAGGAUUGUUUUAGUGACUGAAAACAGAGAUUGAAGGCCAGACCCCUUCUCGCAUAUUUUCUCAGUGUUGGCACAGAAACUCAACUACUGAUUCAUAAUAAUAUUUUGCUAAUUAAUUAGCUUUAAACAACUGCACUAGUUAUUUUAAUGUUACAACCCAGAAUACUCAAGUAGCAAAUGUGUUAGCAAGCAUUUCCUAAUGGAAGUGGCUACAGGUACAGUACAUUUCUAUGCAGUGGCACUUCAACAGCAAGCGGCUGUGACAAAACCCAGUAGAAUUAAUAAUGUAUGAGCAAUGUAUUGCAGUACUACUAAGCCAUUGGUGCCAUGCGGCGAUAAUCCAUAUUGUAUCUGUGUUUUUACUUUUUGUAGUUACGACACUCAAGUCCUCGCAUGAUUUCUGCCAUAAUUCAAAAUGGUGAGAAGUUCCACAA